CUAUACUUAAUAAAUACUAAAUAACAUUAUUAUAUAUUUUUAUCAGUUUUUUUGGUAAAUAAAAGUAUAAAAUAAACAAAUUAGCAUUAAUAAAUGGAAGUAGCUAAUAGGACAAUAUACUAGAUUUCUCUAUAAGAUUAAUUAUUCAAAUCUAACUAAUGUGAAAUCUGUAGUUAUUCCUUUGGGUUAUUUAAAAAGAGCUACUACUGUAAGAGAUGUUACAGGACAAUUUGCUAACCAUGUGGUUAAAAUCGUUGUAUAAUACCUGGUAGCUUAAAGUAAGACAAAAAGCCAAGAAGAAUAUGUGUUAAGUGUGCAGAAGAGUAGAAAGUUAAUUUAGGAACAAUAAGCAAGUGUCAGCUUGUAUUUGGAGAAGACUCUUAAAUAGGAUUAAAUUGGUUGAGAUAUUUAAAUACAAAUAAAUAAGAAGUAGAUGAAGACUUUUAGGAACAAUGUUAAAAAAGUAAUAAAGAGUUAUAAAGCAAUAAGGAUUUGUAAAAAAAAGUACAGCAAGCUUAAUUAGCUUUAGAAAAGGGUUUUAUAGCUCCUAAUGCUUUUAAUUUUAGCAUAUUCGAAAUAGUUUAUGAAUUGUAAAUUGAUUAUAAACAAUCAAAGGAAAAAGUAUUAGGUAUACUGAUCCCUUUUUUUAACAUCUAUAAAAAAUUAAAUGUAUCAGUAGAGCUUCUAUAAUUAUCCUACUUUUUUCUCCUUUUGAGUUCAUAAUCUUUAGCCUUUAAAUUUCUCAAAUCUUAUUUUUCAAUAUUUCCCUCAUAUGUCAUGGAAAGUGAAAAAGUUAUUGAUGUACUGUCUUAAAAAAUAAAUAGCUAGUUUUAAAAUGAACCAUUCUGCAAAAAUAAUAAAAAUUUUGACUUAAAUUUCCUUGCAUAAAAAUACCAUAAAUAUAUCUCUUCAUUCUUUGUUAAUUUCCUCAGGUUCGAAACUCAGAUUACCCUAAUUGAUAGUAUAUUUAUUUCAAAAUCCGUAAGAUUUUUAUUUUCUAUUACAGUUUCUUAGUAUUUUUGGCAAGCAAUAGAUAAUCAAUUUUUCUUUUAACGAACUAAUUUUAUCUUAAUAAUUAACGCAUUAAGUAAGUAAGAAUCAUAAAUUCAUCUUUAAUUAAAGUUUAAUAGGUUAGAACAAACUAUUUUUAAGGUCUUUCAAGAUUUUCUGACACAAAAAAUGUUACAUAAUCGAUUUGAUAGAUACUUAUUACUCAUUUCUUCUAAUACCAUAUUCCAAAACCUUCCAAGGAGUUUAAGCAAGCAAUACACUUAGGACUUAGAAACACUAAAUACAUAAAAUAACGAGGAAGGUGAUUAUUCAGAUAGUGAAGAAAUAGUACAGAUAGCAGGUAGUUAAUUUAAGAAAAAAAGAAUAAGUUAGAGCUAUUAUGAGUAAGAAAAUUAGGAACUUAAAAAGAAAUUAUAAGAAAAGAAUGACUAGAUAAAAGGUCUUCAAGAAAAACUGUUUUCUCUUUCAGUUAAACCAAACUAAUAAGAAUAAGUCCUUAUAAAAAAAAUGCAAAGUGAUAUUAAUCUACUUUAAAAGAAAAUUAAAGAUCAAUAAAAAUUUAUAGAAGAACUUACCCAAAAAAUUAUUAAGCAAGCAAAAGAAAAAGAAGAUUCCUCUUAAGUAGAUAAAGCUAGGCAAAUGAUUCAAGUCGAGUUAAAAGAAAUGUGUAAUUAAAUUAAAGCAUAAGUAAAUGAAGAAAUCUAAAGUUAACUUAAAGCCAAUAUAACAGAGACAUUUUAGAAUCUAACUCCCAACAAGUCUAUCGAAAAUGUUGAUAAUAUACAAUAUGAAAAUUAUCAGUCCUCAAACUUUUUGUCUACAGCCCUAAAUAGUAAUAUCAAUAAUAAAUAAAACCACAAAAGCUUUGAAAUACAAACAGGAAAUAAGCAAAAAAAUGAAUCUUUCUUUUCCACAAUUUACAAUAAUCACUCAAGAUAAAAUUCUUAAUUUGCUGAUGUUCAAUUUAUGAAUAAUUUACUUGGAGAAAUAAAUUAGUAGCAACUUAAUUUUUAAGUCACAAAUAACUAAAUUUAAUCAGGUAAAUAAGGACACUUUACUGUUUAAUCAGUUGAUAAUAAUGCUAAUUUAUAGAAAACAAAUGAAAAGGUAGCUAAAAAGAGUAUGAGCGUCUGUGAUGAUGACAAGGAAAUAAUAUCAAGCAGCCUUGAUAUUUCCCGAAAUACUAAAAAGUCUAACACAUCUUCAGAAUCUAUUCGUGAAGACUAUUUGGCUUUCGAUUAAUCAAUAAUAGAACGUCUAGAUAAGCUUUAAGGAUUGCUUCUUAAAGACUAAAAAAUAAUUUCUUAACUCUUCUUUUAAGAAAGUACAAAGUUAUCAAGUCAAUGA
Tetrahymena thermophila SB210 is the source of this 2358-nucleotide messenger RNA. Its product is annotated as FYVE zinc finger protein. The transcript has 5 exons. NCBI's taxonomy places the organism in Eukaryota, Ciliophora, Oligohymenophorea, Hymenostomatida, Tetrahymenidae. The record is from RefSeq and is a predicted model, not a curated record. Gene Ontology annotation, molecular function: metal ion binding.